GGAUUUCGAGGCAAUUGCCCUUUUAGAGUAUACACUUCAUCAAAACCUGACAAAUAUGGAAUCAAAGUUGUAACGAUGUGUGAUUCACGCACAUAUUAUAUGGUUACUGCUAUUCCAUAUAUCGGCAAAGAAAAUAGGCCAGAUAAAGAACCUCUCCCAGCUUAUUACGUAAGAAAACUGACAGAACCCAUUCACGGAACCGGACCCAAUUUGACGAUGGACAAUUGGUUUACUUCCAUCCCACUGGCUGACAAAAUGCUUGUUGACUACAAUUUGACCAUUGUGGGUACCCUCAGAAAAAACAAGAGGGAAAUUCCUCCAUCAUUUCUCCCAAACAAACGAAAAGAAAUUAUGUCUUCUCAAUUUGGAUUCGACAACCAAAAAACCUUGGUGUCCUUCACACCCAAGAAGUCUAAAUCUGUGCUACUUUUAUCGACAAUGCAUUCUGGUAGUACAAUAGAUGAAAAUAAAAAACCCGAGAUAAUAAAUUUUUACAAUUCUACCAAAGGAGGUGUCGAUACCUUUGACCAGAUGGUGCACACAUGUUCGGUAUCCCGCAAAACACGCAGGUGGCCAUUACGCUUUUUUAUGGUAUAAUGGAUCAAGCAGGCAUUAACUCCAACAUUAUUUUCCAAAUUGUUAUGCGUGAUAGACAAAAAAGUGUUCGUCGAAGAUACCUAUUUGAACUUGGACUACAACUGGUCAGGCCUCAUAUGGAAAGACGUUUGACAAAACCAAUACCUCGAAAAUUGAAAGAAUCAAUAAUGAAUAUUCUAGAUAUGAAAACGGAAGAAAAAGUUGAUCCACCUCCAGCAAAAUUGCUAAAACAGACUCGCUGCAUUUUAUGUCCAAGAACAAAUGACCGAAAAACAAAAACUGCCUGUGCGAAAUGUUUCAAGGCUGUUUGCAGUAAUCAUCGAGCUGAAAUAU
Molecule: messenger RNA, 930 nt
Organism: Acanthoscelides obtectus
Lineage: Eukaryota; Metazoa; Arthropoda; Insecta; Coleoptera; Chrysomelidae
Source: the annotation of a GenBank genome assembly